GGUGUCACUGUGAACUGUUAAAAUGCAGUGAAAGGACACCUAAUGUUUUGAAUUGUGCAACAGAACACAGAGGAAGUGUGUUUUAUAAAGUCGCAGGGCUUUACUGUCUUCUAAUCAUCAGUGUGCACCGCAGUAGAACUUCAACUGAAGAAUACAGCUGACUUACAAUGCUUGAUCUCCCAGCUCUGUCUGUGACCUGGACCCUGGUGCUUCUGGUCAUAACUCUCCUGUUUAUUUAUGGUGUUUGGCCACAUGGAUUUUUUAAGAAACUGGGAAUCCCAGGACCAAGGCCUUGGCCUUUCUUUGGCACGUUUCUCUCAUACACUAAAGGUUUUUUCAAUUUCGAUAUGGAGUGUGCUAAGAAGUAUGGAAAAGUUUGGGGGAUCUAUGAUGGAAGGCUCCCAAUAUUAAUGGUUACUGACCUGGAAAUGAUCAAAGUGAUUAUGGUGAAAGAAUGUUAUUCAACCUUCACUAACAGAAGGGAAACAAAUGCAGACCUUGCUGGCCCCUUUGCUGAUGGAAUAACUGUAGUUAAAGAUGAGAGAUGGAAGAGAAUCCGCAGUUCACUCUCUCCAUAUUUCACAAGUGGUCGACUGAAGGAGAUAUUUCCCAUAGCUGUGACGCAUGCAGAUCGUUUUAUUAAAAAUAUGCAAAAGAAAGACGAGCAGCCAGUUAAAGUGAAAGAAGUUGUGGCUCCGUACAGUUUGGAUGUGGUCACCAGCUCCUCCUUUAGCGUCGACAUCGACUCCAUAAACAACGCAGAUGAUCCUUUCGUGACCAACAUCAAGAAGUUUUUCAAGUUCAGUCUGUUCAAUCCUCUCAUUCUGAUUUUAGCUUUAUUUCCCUCCGUUGCAAAUCUUUUGGGAAAAAUGGGGAUAAGUCUUUUUUCAAGGUCGUAUUUGGAAUUUUUCUAUAAUGUCCUGAAAAAGAUUAAGGACGAGCACAACAAGGAAUCAAAUGGUCGGGUAGACUUUCUCAAACUCAUGCUCCAGAAUCAAAUACCUGGUGAUCAUUUUGAGGACACAGAUGAGCAACCAGCAAAAGGACUAACAGACCACGAGAUUCUCUCCCAGUCCCUCGUUUUCAUUCUCGGAGGUUAUGAGACGACAAGCACCACUCUCACUUACCUCCUCUAUAAUCUUGCAACUAAUCCAGACUGCCUGGAAAAGCUGGUUGAGGAGAUUGACACAAACUUCCCUCCUGAUACUCCCAUCACAUAUGAUGCAUUGAUGAAAAUGGAUUACUUGGAAAUGGCCAUCAACGAAUCAAUGCGUCUCCUUCCCACUGCACCACGCUUAGAAAGGUCCUCUAAGAAAACUGUGGAGCUCAAUGGGGUGACCAUACCAAAGGACACUCUGGUUGGAAUUCCAACAUAUGUCUUGUGUCGUGAUCCGCAACUCUGGGAGUCUCCUGAUGAGUUCAGACCAGAGAGGUUCAGCCCAGAGAGUAAGUCAGAGAUAAACCAGUACGCUUUCCUGCCUUUUGGUCUCGGGCCUCGAAAUUGCAUUGGAAUGAGAUUCGCCCAAAUGAUCAUGAAGCUUCUUGUUGUGAAGCUGCUUCAGAACUUCAACAUGGAAACAUGUAAAGAGACACAGAUCCCUCUAGAGAUGAAUGCCGCUUUUCAGCCGAAGGUUCCCAUCACACUGAAGUUUAUACCAAGAUCUCACAAGGCAAAACAAUAAUGCAAUGCAAAACAGUUAUAAACAUUAUAUAAUUAUGAAUAAU
Messenger RNA from Sinocyclocheilus grahami, 1725 nucleotides. RefSeq names its product cytochrome P450 3A30-like. The coding region runs from base 168 to 1682 and encodes 504 amino acids. Gene Ontology annotation, molecular function: oxidoreductase activity, acting on paired donors, with incorporation or reduction of molecular oxygen; iron ion binding; steroid hydroxylase activity. The record is from RefSeq and is a predicted model, not a curated record. NCBI's taxonomy places the organism in Eukaryota, Metazoa, Chordata, Actinopteri, Cypriniformes, Cyprinidae. The transcript is spliced from 14 exons.